AUGAAGCCGCUAACACCCAUAGGAUCUCCCUCACCUCUGAGGCUCCUCAACAAGGGCCCGGACUACCUGCGUAGGCAGAUGGAUGGUGGGGGCCAGGGCCGUUCCAUCAGUGCUGUAGAGAGACUAGAGGCAGACAAGGCCAAAUACGUUAAGAGCCAGCAGGUCAUCAACACCAAACAGGAGCCCGUCCUGGUGCCCUGCACACCACCUCCUCCACACCGUCGUCCCCUCACCGUGCCUGGGAGUCUCACCCCACGACUGCCACCCCGCCGAUCCUCUGCCCCUUUCACCACCCUGACCGGCCCCCUCACCGUACGAGACGAGAAUGAGAAUGAUGACUCGAGGAAGGAGAAUCGGAGGACGUCGGAGGAUGUGGAAGCACGGAACAGGAGUAACGCUAACAAGGUGACCCCACCCAGCCCCAGGACCCCACCCUCCGUACUCCUGGUAGCCCCUCACAGUGCCCCCAUCCUGAGGAGGAGCACCGGUAAGCGCAUGCUGCGGCCUGACUCCCUGGUCAUCUACCGGCAGAAGAAAGAGUGCAAAAGCCUGGCUAGUGGUGGCGUCGUAUUGGGGAACUCCAACAUGGAAAUAAAGGGUUACAACUUUGUCCGCCGCCUCUUCCAGGGCUCCAUGCGGGAGAAGAGUGGCGGGGGUGAAGGGGGCACCCAGAAGAUGGUGAUCAGCGAGGAGAAAGCUCCGUCGCGGGAUGGUGACUCACGCAUGUCCUGGACCAAUGACAAGGACACCGUGGACGGGAGACAGGGAGGGCCGGGUAGCCGGAGAUCCAGUAAGACGGACCAUGAGCGCUCACCGCUGCCAAGCCCUGGCCUCAGCCCUGGCUUCAGCUGUACACUGGAGCGGACUAAGAAUGGUGUUAGCUGUGUUAGCAAUGGCACCACCAAUGGUACCAGAAACAGCAAUGGCAUCACCAAGGGCAACGACAUGAGUGACCACACUGACAACGAGGCAGACAUCUGGAAGCGGGUGCCGCCACCACCACCACCGCGGCGCCGUUCAGGACUACAACGCUCCAAGUCAGACCUGCUUCUGCGAUGCUCGGUGGCGUUGUCUGACCAGGAGCAUUUCUUUGACUACUGUGGGCUGGACCUGGACAUGGUGGACCGGCUGGGGCCCGAGAACUUCCUGGGUGGGGCCAGUGACGUAGACACGCUCUCAUUGGUACUGAGGAGCAUAGAGGGAGGGGGCGGUGGCUCGGAGCCCAGCGAGUUCUCCCGCCACUCGGGAGAGGCGGGUCUUUUCCAGGAGGAGGUGGCCGAGAAGCUGACCACGGGGGUGUCAAUCAUCGAGAGGAACGCCCGUGUCAUCAAGUGGCUCUACAGCUGCAAGAACGCAGCGCAGGAGGGGCCCAAAGAGUCCACUGUUUAG
Coregonus sp. 'balchen' is the source of this 1389-nucleotide messenger RNA. The record is from the annotation of a GenBank genome assembly. NCBI's taxonomy places the organism in Eukaryota, Metazoa, Chordata, Actinopteri, Salmoniformes, Salmonidae.